AUGAAGAUCGAACCAUUCAAGAUCUCUAUUCCUCAAGCGAAGAUUGAUGCACUCCACGCACGUCUAAACAACACAAACUGGGCGCCUGAACUCCACAAUGAAGAUUGGUCUUCUGGAGUCAACGGCACUUACCUACGAGAGUUUACCUCCUACUGGAAAGAAAAUUUCGAUUGGCGAGCUCAAGAGGCAAAAAUGAAUGGGUUCCCGCAAUUCCGUACCGAAAUCGAUGGGGUACCAAUCCAUUUCAUACAUUUAAAAGGGAAGGGCGAGAAUUGUGUUCCGAUUAUUCUGAAUCAUGGGUGGCCGUGGACGUUUUGGGAUUUUAAAGAUGUGAUUAGGGAGCUUGCUGAUGGAGGGGAGGGAGAGCAUAGUUUUGAUGUUGUUGUGCCUUCGUUGCCUGGAUUUUGCUUUUCUGGACCCGUGAAGAAGAGUGUAGGAUAUGCGGAGACUGCUGCAUUGUGGGUGAAACUCAUGAAAGGCCUCGGAUAUUCAAAAUUCAUCACACACGGAGGAGACGCCGGAGCCUUUGUCAGCGCAAGAUUAGGCCAUGAAUUCCCAGACACAAUAUUGGGUGUACAUCUAAGCUUCCCUGUUUUGCCAGGCGUUGCGCAUGAAUCAGAUCCCGCUGAUUUCACAUCCGAAGAGUUAGCUUUGGCCAAAAGACAGGAAAGAGGACCUGGAGCUUUCGUACAUGUUUUGAUAAACGCGUUUGAUCCGCAGACGCUUGCUUGGGGUAUUCAUGAUAGUCCUGUUGGGCUUGCGGCGUGGCUUCUUUUGCGUCGGAGGGCAUGGAGUGAUUGUAAUGGCGAUGUGGAGACGAAGUUUGAUAGGGAUACGCUGUUAACACAUGUCUCGCUUUAUUGGUUCACUAAUUGCUUUAUAGGUUCUCAACUUUUUUGUAAGGCGUCUGAGUUUGUGAGGCCGAUGGAGUUAGUUAAUAAGAGGAAGCCGGCGAUUAGUGUACCGACUGCGGUUGCAAUUUUGCCGAAGGAUUUGAUGUGUAAACCGCGGAAGGUUGUUGAGAGGCAUUGUGAUCUGAGACAGUGGACUGGUUUUCCUAGUGGUGGGCAUUUUGGAGCUGCCGAAGAGCCGGAGAGGAUGGUUGGAGAUAUUAGGAGGUUUGUUAGGGGAUUGCGUGGUUAG
Molecule: messenger RNA, 1143 nt
Organism: Glarea lozoyensis ATCC 20868
Lineage: Eukaryota; Fungi; Ascomycota; Leotiomycetes; Helotiales; Helotiaceae
Product: alpha/beta-Hydrolase
Exons: 1
Coding region: 1-1143 (380 amino acids)
Biological process (GO): epoxide metabolic process
Molecular function (GO): epoxide hydrolase activity
Source: RefSeq, a predicted model, not a curated record